CGUGAUGCGGUUAUAUUUGACAUGGUGCAGUAAGAAGCGGGUCACACAAUGACAACAGUCCAGCAAAACAAACCCCAGAUGUCACUGUGCUAGAUUCAUCCCAGGGUCGUCUCAACCUGUUUCUCGAGUGCAGUUCACAUUUACAUUAAGAUAUAGUGAGAGAAAUGUCGGCUGCGGCGCGUAUAGCAGCGCCAGUGAUGCUGUCCCGGUUCCGCGGCGCUCUGGUCGGUUCGGUGUUGGGUGACUGUAUAGGCGGCGAGUUCGAAGGCGCUGUUGAUGUGCCUCUGGAUCGAGUCCUUCAGCAUCUCAGCGCUCUGGAUGAUGAAACACGGGGCGACGGAAUUCUUCAGUACAGUGAUGAUACAGCCAUGAUGCGAUGCGUUGCAGAUUCACUCCUCACCAGGAUGGCGUUUGAUGAACGAGACAUGGCUCGAAGGUUCGCAAAGGAGUAUAACCUUGCUCCAUACCGAGGAUACGGCUCAGGUGUCGUACAGGUACUGCGGAAGCUUGCAUCGCCCUAUCUGAAGGAUGUCUUCCAGCCGGCACAGGCUCAGUUUGGCGGCCGCGGUUCUUUCGGGAAUGGAGGUGCCAUGAGAGCAGCACCUUUCGCCCUGGCCUUUAAAAGUUGCGAUGAUGUCCGCAAGUAUUCGCGGCUUGGCGCUAUGUUAACACACUCAUGCUCUUUGGGCUACAACGGGGCGGUGUUGCAGGCCCUUGCUGUCCAUCUGUCUCUCCAGGGCGCUUUGGCUAUGCCGAAAGAAUUCAUCGACAAACUGAUCUCAGAAAUGGAAGAGAUGGAAAGAGAUGAAACAGCCCAGUUUGAUGCUAAAGCACUCAAUUUAUCGGAGUUCCCAUAUUGCUCACGUUUGCACAUGGUGAAAGAACUUAUGGACAAGAAAAGUGUGAGCAUUGAGGAGGUCAUAUCUGAACUGGGAAAUGGCAUCGCUGCCUUACAGUCUGUGCCCACCGCUAUCUUCUGCGUGCUGCAUUGUUUGGAGCCCCGGGAAGGGCUGCCAGAGCAGUUCGGAGGACUGGAGAGGACAAUAGCCUACAGCUUGGCUCUGGGUGGUGACACUGACACCAUUGCUUGCAUGGCAGGGGCAAUUGCAGGGGCACAUUACGGCAUCGACUCCAUUCCCCAGAGCUGGCAGAAGAGCUGCGAAGGAGUGGCGGAGGCCGAUGAUUUGGCGCACCGUUUGUAUGAUCUUUACUGCCUUCCACAGUUCGAAGAGGACAGGGGGACAACAAGCUACAAGAACAAUCAACUGCACACACAUACCAGUGAUCAGCACACAAAAACUGACUGACCCUCUACACGGCCAUAUGCAACAUGCAGCCACACAUAAGAGAAACAUUACUUGGCACAUAGUGUCAAUUGCACUUGAUAAUAUACCAUCAUCUGUGUUUAUAAAAUUGUGAACCUUCAGUUCAAAAUGUUUACAAUAAAAAGAAGAAAAUUGUAUCGUUUCA
This is a messenger RNA of Megalobrama amblycephala (Wuchang bream), 1470 nucleotides long. RefSeq names its product ADP-ribosylserine hydrolase (gene adprs). The transcript has 6 exons. The record is from RefSeq and is a predicted model, not a curated record. Bases 165 to 1307 code for a protein of 380 amino acids. Lineage: Eukaryota; Metazoa; Chordata; Actinopteri; Cypriniformes; Xenocyprididae. Gene Ontology annotation, cellular component: mitochondrion; nucleus.